GAGAGAAAUGCACAUUAGGGUUGUGCCGACAGACGAUGAUCUCGGGGAUCAACGAUGGUCAGAGUGAUCGCCAGUAGCUGAUGCCUUUAAUGAUGUUAAAACGCAAUGAAUGACAUGGAGAAGAAACUUGCUGAGUUUAAAUGCAACACUAACGAAGCUAUCUGUUUGAAAUUAGUGCGCUUCCCAGAGGACAUAGAUGAUGAAAGCACAACAUUUCACCCUGAAUACAGUCAUCAGCUGUAUGGAGAUGAUGAAGUUGCAUUUGGCUACAAAGGUCUUCAGAUCCAGCUGUACUACAGCGCGGGGAACCUGAGCACUCUGUUUAAAGUCAAAUACAGCGCAAAGGUCACAGAGAAGUUUGACUGUGUGAAGCCGGAUGAUGUGGAGAGUAAAAUCAGAGAGAUCAUUCCUGCUGGUUUCUGCUGUAACACAGACUACUUCAUCUCUCUACUGGAGAAAGAGGCCAACUUUAAACCCUUCGGCAGCCUGCAGCACACCUAUAAAGUUCACAAUGAGGAGGCAGGAGAGGACCUCACCUACCAGAUACACAAGGUGGAUAUCUCGUGUCCAGGGUUCAGAGAGUAUCAUGAGCGCUUGCAGACGUUCCUCAUGUGGUUCAUUGAGACGGCCAGUUUCAUUGAUGUGGAUGACGAUCACUGGGAUUUCUUCCUUGUAUUUGAGAAGUACAAUAAGGAUGGAGAGACCCUCUACGCAACCGUUGGCUACAUGACAGUGUAUAAUUACUACGUGUACCCAGACAAAACCAGACCACGUGUCAGUCAGAUGCUGAUCUUACCGCCAUUCCAGGGAGAAGGCCAUGGGGCUCAGCUCUUAGAGACAGUCCACCGAUACUACUGCAGUUCACCUAAAGUACAGGACAUCACAGCGGAAAAUCCAUCUGAGAACUACGUGAAGCUGAGGGAUUUUGUGCUGGUGAAGCUGUGUUUGGCUUUGCCCUCGUUCUCUUGUGAGAAACUCUCUCGUGGCUUCAAUGAAGAGAUGGUGUCUGAGGCCAGAGACAAACUCAAGAUCAACAAGAAACAUGCACGACGUGUCUAUGAAAUUCUGCGUCUCAGAAACACAGAUAUGAGCGAUGAAGAAAAAGCAAGAGAAUUUCGUUUGGAGGUGAAGAAAAGACUCUAUGGACCAUACAGAAAAAACCAGCGUGAGCUGACGAAAAUGCGGAAAUGUUUGAAGCCCGAGGAGUUGGCGUCCCACAUCAGCCAGAUCGACACAUCACUGCAACACGAGGAGCUGGAGAAAAGCUACCAGGAUGUGCUGGUGGAAUAUCACAGAGUCCUGGAGCGACUGGCUCAGGCAUAAACAAACAAACACGCAUAAAUGAAGAGUUCUGCGAAGUCCAAAAACUGGCCGAGACAUCAACACACACACUGUUUGAUUCUCUUGUUCCCAGCAUUUAUAAGGGUGUAAACAUGAUACAGCUGCAUUUGUUAUGUAUGUGUUACAGACAUGAUGGGCAAUUACAUAAUCAGAGAUUAGUGCAUCAGUCUACCGUGGAGCAGAUCUCUGAAAAUUGAGUUGAUAUUGUCAUUGUUUCUUCCAUCAAAUGUUUUACCAAAAAUGUAGAUUUUGAAGCACUUUGAAAAACAAAUAAAUGUUUUGUAUAUUGC
Molecule: messenger RNA, 1631 nt
Organism: Myxocyprinus asiaticus (Chinese sucker)
Lineage: Eukaryota; Metazoa; Chordata; Actinopteri; Cypriniformes; Catostomidae
Product: histone acetyltransferase type B catalytic subunit-like
Exons: 11
Coding region: 106-1323 (405 amino acids)
Biological process (GO): subtelomeric heterochromatin formation
Cellular component (GO): nucleus
Molecular function (GO): histone H4 acetyltransferase activity; histone binding
Source: RefSeq, a predicted model, not a curated record